UUCACCUGUGCCUGUGGGCAAUGUGAAAAAUAAGCCAAAUAGUUAUUGCUAUUUUUCGUAAGAAGGAGCGGCCAAAUAUCGUUAAUUAAGCUAUUACCAAAGCUACGUAGGCCCCGGAUCCGUGGCGGUAAAAGCGCCCUGCGGGAAAUCACAGCGGCGUUAAAGCUACACAUCGUCGGCGUCUUCUUUUUUUUUUUGUAAACAAAACAAAAAUACACAAAUUGUAAUAAUCUAACAAAUGCCUCGCAGCUGAGAUAACUAGACGAUGGACAAUAAGAAGGAUAUAUACAACCUGUGGGUGCAAUAUACGACAAAGAACGAUGAAACGUACUUCCGGGAGUUUGUGGCGCGUUUCGUGGCCAUUUGGCGCAGUCAACUCCAAUUGGACUUCCAAGCCGAGAACUGUCCCCUGUGGAACGAAGUAAAGACGGACAGUGGCCCGCACCUGGGCCGCCUGCCCGAUGAGCUUUUACCCGCCAUUGGCAAGUUCAUUAUAGUGGCUAGGGAUGCGUGCGAUACGGUCGGAGUUCUUGAGGAGGAGGCCAUCGAGCAGGUGGCCAUACUCAUUGACUGCCUGGUGAUUGUGUGCCGGCAUUUUGACAACAUCCUGGCCAUCAUCAAGUACGAAUACAAGCCAAAUCUAAUCGCCAUACUGACGAGGGUCUUCAAACAACAAAUGAGUGAGACCCAAACCACGGCCGCUACGAGUCACCUGUUUCGCAGUUUCUCGGCCUUUCUGGAGGUCAUGUAUGACCCGUACCUGACGUGGCGCAGCUUUGUUAGAGGCCAUUCAGCGGAUUAUAGUCGUUUGUCCUACAAACCUCACUCUGUGCACGUAGAGAUUGUUCCCUUUAUAUAUGAUUGCUUCCAAGAGGAAAAACUCAUCCGUUAUGCGGAAAUAGGCGAGAGUCUAUUAAAUAUUUUAGGAGCAGUAAUUUGCGGCUCACAGUUGCAGCUAAAGGUGGCGCAGACUCUAAACUCGACCUCGACCCUGACAAAUAGAAAUACUAACGCUCUAACCAAUUCUUCACUUGCCCCCUGCUCGGGUGAUGGGCUGCUUCUAGACUGUGAUAACCUGCGCAAUGGUAUGAAGGCCAUUUGCCCUGCCACAGUGUCCAUCACCAUGGGCAUUCUGCGACAGUGGGAGAGUACCAAUAGCCUGCGCUGUGUGGCCCUCAAUUGCUAUGCUCUGAUGGUCAUCGUCCUGCAGAAAUCUAGUCCAGAAGAACGCCAAAUAGACCUAGUUACGUUAGUUCAACUCUAUUGUGAUGCUCUUCAAGAGCUACUGGCCACCAAGCACUUUGACAGCGGCGACGCCAACUUCGACAUAGCCAGCGAUGCGGAUCAGGAUGUGGCCAUCGACAUGGCUGCCCUCUCAUCCACAGUGGCGGCUGUGAAACUGUUCUUGGGCAGCGAAACUGUUCUUGCUGCAUGUGAGGCCAUUGUAGAAUCGAAUCUACUUGAUAUCUUAACCAACCUGCCGAAGCUCAUCAAGCCCUGGCACAUUUCUCAUUCGAGUUCCUUGUGCAGCACCAUGGAGGCCUUGGCCACUUUGACAAGGAACUCGCCACAAUCCGCCAAUCAGCUCCGCCAGGCUGAGCGCAUUGAAAAGGUCUUUGCCAGCUUGAGAACUUUUGGUUCGCCCACCGUCAGUUUGCUGGACUCAUGCUUCAUGCUGGGCUAUGACGAUCAGAAGCACCUGCUUCUCCUGCCCGAAGUAAUGCUAGAGCUUCUAAACUGGGUGCCAGAGCUUCAGGAGCAGGAACAGUUGCAUGUAACCAACCUAGUGCUCAAGGGCUGCACAGACAACUACGGAACAAAAUCUGUAGCUUGCGGUAGUCACGUAAUCAAGGCAGUAUGUGGUUGCCUUCUGAAAGCAGAGUCCUUGGGCGAAAACUGUGUCCAGAAUCUCAUCAAGCUUAUUGAGGAGCUGAGCAAACUUAGCAUAGUUCCCGUGGAACUUAAGUGCAUCUUUGCCCUUCUACGGCAAGGCACAAAGUUUCCGCAAAACAAGCAGUUACAGCAGACCCUAGUUGUCAUUGCCCUUCAGAGCUUAAGAGGCAGCAACUCGUGCUCGCAGUACUUUGCCAUUGAACAACAGACGGAUGGCAUUGGAGUGCCUGACAUUCGCAACUGGACCAUUUCCGGAUCGUAUGGCUUCAUCUUUCACAUCCUGGUGCGCUUCAAUCAGCUAAAGGACCAGCCCAGCAAUCGUCGCAUGCUUCUGACGCUCCAGACAGCCAGUGGCAGUGGCUUCGAGGUUUUCGUUCAGCCUAAUGGCAAUGUGGUUGUGGCUGCCCUGACCAGGCGCGAGUAUCUUACUUCUUCCACAGCCACAAAGACUCUGAUGGAUGGCCAGUGGCAUUACCUCACCGUAGCCAUAACACCACCAAAGCGACCCUUCUCCUACAGUCAGAUCAACAUCUAUGUGGAUUUUGUCCAGAAGCUGAGUGCCACUCUUAAAGUUCAGGCGGUGAAUGAGCCCUUUACAGUUUGUUCCAUUGGAGCGGUGGUGGCGCCGCCUCAACCAGGUGAAGUGGCCAAAACCGGGAUCAUGCCCAGGUCUUCCUCUCAGGAGAGCGGCUCGAGUGGUUACAAGGGGAUGCUGCCAAGUCUUCUAGAGCGCACACUUUCUGCAAAUGUUUCCAACUACUUCACAUUACCCAUGCGGACCCAGACGGCCUUUGAUCCAAAUGUGAAGAACUUCCCCAUUGGAAUGCAGGACACGGUCUUCGGAGAGCAAGCCUGCCUCAAUGGUCAUCUAGGUGGCGUCCUGCUAGCCGAGCCCACCACCAACUUGAAGACCAUCUUCGAUGCGGGGGCCAACUUCAGCUCAAUCUUCUCGCAGGACAACGAUCUCCUGGAGCUGAACUCUCGCUUUGUGUUCUGCUAUGCGCCCGGGGCAGUUUGGCAUGGCGUCUGCCAGGAUUUGAUACCAGGAGGAAAAUAUCCAGGCAGGAUUAACGCUAGACAUUGUAAGAUUGUGAAAAUCCAGGAAACCAUCAACAGUAUUGGAGGAAUUAGUGCCAUACUGCCGAUCCUGCAUAGGUUGGUGAGUUCGGAACAGGCGGCCGACAUCUCAAUAGCCAGUGUCAGCGAGGACUCGAAUGCAUCCUGUGCUCCUACACCCACGGCCGAGGAGUUCACCGACUGGGAGAUGCUCUCCUCGAACUCGUACACCGAGUGGAAAAUGUUGCAGCAUCCGGUGGCCAGUUUCCUGUGCCUGCUCCGCUACUUGACCCAUGAGCACGAGAUGAACCAGGAGCAGUUGCUGGCCAGUGAGUGUCUGGCGAUCGUGGGCAUCAUGCUGCAACGGUGCCCACCAGCUCUGUUUGAUGUGAAUGCUCUUAUGGCCACUCACCUUCUAAUGGAAUCUCUGCAAGGCCACAAAUCGGAGGCUGGCGGCCAGCUUCUGGAUGCUCUUUACGCGCACAUAGUCUUCGAUUUUGCGAUCUGGUCAAGAUUGCAGUUUCAGAUCACCCUGGGACACGUACAGUACCUGAGCGCCAUGAUCAAGAACGACAGAAAGUUCUUCCGGCGGCGCUACGGCGUUCAGUUUGUUCUGGACGUGGUGCGUCAGUACUACUCCACGCCGGACAGUAUCACCGACGAGGACGCCAAGACCAUAAGGGCGACCCUCUUCGGGAUCAUCCGGUUCUACUUGCAGAAGGAUGUGAACAUCAAGGAGGUGAAUGCCAUGGUGGCGUUUCUGGCUUCUGUCAGGCAGGAUGUGGUUCUGGUUGAGUUCCUGGAAAUGAUGACUCUCUAUCUGCGCGGCAAGAACUGCAAGGACCAGAUGGUGCUACUCCUGCAUGAGCCGCAGUCCGCCAAUCUCAUAUACAACUUUUUUGUGGACAAGAGCUACAACAACCAGAUCCAAGAGGCAGCGAUUAGGUUCAUCAGCGGACUGCUGGCCACAUCGCGAGUUCACCAGAAGUACAAGCAAGUGCUCCGACUGUACGACCAAGCCACCGAGCAGAGCAUGUUUCCUGGCUUCUUCUCCUUCAUCACUCCCCUGUCCCUGAGCUCCACAAUACUCUUCCAUUUGGUGGAUGAAAUGCUGGGCCUGCAGCCAGACUAUGCGGGCCUCAUCUUCCUGGUCUACCAUGUGAGCACCUGUGACCUGCCCGUGAAGUUGGAGAUCGCCAAGCGCCUGCUGCAGACCACGUUCGUGAAGCAAAAUUCUACGGUGGCGAUGGCCAAGCAGACUGGCUGGCAGGAGUCUAUUGCCCGCCUGCUCAUCCGCAAGCCCAUCACCAGCUCGCCGCCGGAUGAAGAAAAGCGACGCAGUUUUGGCAUCAACAUGGAUGUCUUACUGGAGGAUAACUCCACUUUCCUGGCUCAGGCCGAUCUGAUUACCUUUUCGGACCAGGAGAUCGGACUGGCCCAGCUGCAGCAACAGCAGCAGGAGGAGGAGCAGAGCGACAGUGGUCUUAUACUGAACGAGAUCCAGGCCAGUGUGUCCGAGGCAGCCACUGUCAUUGAAAGCGAAAUCAAGGAGCUAGCCGAGUCUGUGUCUGGGGCAGUGGUGGAAAAUGCCAGCAGCUUGUUCUCGGUGAUUCGGCAGACCACCCACGACAUCCAGGACACCUUUGAGUCACUAACUCUUGGUAGCUCCACAGACACCGCUGACGGUGGUUCUCAGACGCCGUCGAUUCAGCGCGAGGAAUCUCUGAGCUCCGACAGUUCUACGCAAUCGCCGCAUGGAGCUCCCAAGAAAAGUGACUCCCUGGAGAGUACUUCCGCCUUUGACUUCGUGGCCGAUGGUGACGUGGACACUGAGGAGCAGCUGGUGUACUUGGUCUCAAACACCCUCUUCAACAUCUUCUGGCGCGGCAUAUCGAACGAUCAUCCGCAUUGCUGGCAAGAGCGUGGCCAGGUGCUGGGCUGCAUCAACUUGCUGGCUCUGAACAAUGAGCUGAUUACCUCGCACCUCUCCCUGCGUCUCCGCAUCCUGGAAAUGGCGGUACAGGCCUCGCUCUUCGACCUCUCGGAGCACGGUAGCCAGACUCUGGUCAAUCAGGAGAACGCCUCGCACAUCCUGCGCAUGGUCUACGAACUGGUGGUGCUGGGUUCCAACGAGGACGAGUCCAAGAAGUGCUCCACUAAGCUCCUGGACGGUGUGCUGGCCUUGCUCGAUGCACUGAUGAUCUUCCAGCAGGGAUCCUCGGACGACUGGUCCGACAUGAUUCGCUUGUGCCUGGGCCUGCUGCUCAAGUGCUCUCAUCACCCGAAUCCCGGAAUAGUGGCCAUGGCCACGGCCAAACUGCAUGCCAUACUUCAAAGUCGUUCCACCGAGGAUCCAGCGGAGCUGUCCUACCUCUUGUACAGCAUCAAUAGGGCCUUGGAUAAUGCCAUUGAGGUGGGCAAUCCCGAGGAGUAUUCCUUCUUGAUGCCUGUGAUGAAGGCUCUUUUGGAGAAAUGUCGCUUGGCCUUCAACCUGGAGUCCACUCUUCCGGACUUGCCCUCCACAUCGGCGGGUCCUGUCUUCUUCAAUGACUUCCAAAUGUACAGCACCAGCAAGAAGUGGAGGAACUUUAUAGAACGCAUGGUAAAACCCCUAUAUGAUCGCUACCAGCGCGACAUCGAGCUCCACCUGUGGGAGCCCAUCAAUCGAUUCUGGGCAGAGUGCUACGAGGCCUGCAAGGCGGCCUCCAAGCAGCGUGCCACCCACCAGGCGGAGAACCGGCGUCUGUUCCAGCAGAAGAUCUACAUGCCCUGGAAGGUGCGCCAGGUGGAGGAGAUGCAACGCCUCCAGACGGCGGCACUGCAUCACAAAACGAUCGACAGUCACAUACGGAAGCGAUGGAAGACCGCCAAGCGUUUCUUGUACGGUCCCCGGGGUCCCUGGUAUACCGGAGACCUCGACGAAGAAUUCUGGAAAUUAUCGCCCCACGAAAAUGUGGCCAGGAUGCGGCUUAAACUGGAACCCCAACUAUAUCCCAACAAGCACGAAAACGCAGCCAACUUGCGGGACAAUGCCACCAGUGCUUAUGACACCAAGGAAAUCUCCGAGUUUGAUUCCACCAUCAAGAAUGCUGUGGUGCGGGACUUCCUGGCGGACGACGAGAGCUCCCAGUUGGAGGAGGAGCUGAAGCAGCUGAUCGAUAGCCAGGCCCAGCAGGAUGUGGCCCUGGAGAAGCUAGUCAUUUCGCAGGACUGCGAACUUAUCACACUGAUGACCAAGGUCAAGGGUCGCAUAGAGGUCAACCAAAGCGUUUUUACCUUCGUGGACUUGAGUCCACCGACAGAGGAUGGUUCCAAACACGAUUUCCGGUUCUCCACAAACAAGAUACGGGAAGUGCAUCUCAGAAAGUACAAUCUGCGGAGGAGUGCUCUGGAGAUCUUCUUGGUGGAUCAGACUAGUUACUUCCUGAACUUCACAACAAAGACUCGUAACAAGGUUUUCACAAAAAUUGUGGGUCUUCCUCUGCCAAACAUUCUGUAUGGAUCCGGAAGAUCCCCAGCUGAGCUACUCAGGGCUUCGGGUCUCACCCAGAGGUGGAUCAAUCGAGAGAUUUCCAAUUUUGAAUACCUAAUGUACCUGAACACAAUUGCAGGUCGAUCCUACAAUGACCUGAGCCAAUACCCUGUCUUCCCUUGGAUCCUCGCUGACUAUACAAGCGACGUGUUGGAUCUAACAGAUCCCAAAUCAUUCCGUGACUUAUCCAAGCCCAUUGGAUGCAUAAACCCCAAAAACGAGGCUGAAGUACGCAGCAAAUACGAUUCGUUCGAGGAUCCUUCCGGUGCCAUACCCAAGUUCCAUUACGGAACCCAUUACUCCAACUCGGCCGGCGUGUUGCACUAUUUACUCCGCGUUGAGCCCUUCACCUCGCUGCACAUUGACCUCCAGAGUGGACGCUUCGAUGUGGCCGACAGGCAGUUCCAUUCGAUACCCCAGACAUGGAAGCUGCUCAUGGACAAUCCCAAUGAUGUAAAGGAGCUGAUACCCGAGUUCUUUUACUUCCCAGAGUUUCUCAAAAACAUGAACAAAUUCGAUUUGGGCCACUUGCAAAUCACCAAAGAAAAGGUCGACGAUGUCAUACUGCCUGCCUGGGCCACCACUCCCGAGGAGUUCAUUGCCAUCCACCGGCGGGCUCUGGAGUCGGAGUACGUCAGCCAGCACUUGCACCACUGGAUCGACUUGAUCUUUGGCUACAAACAGAAAGGACCCAAGGCUGCGGAGGCUCUGAACGUCUUUUACUAUUGCUCUUAUGAAGGGGCAGUGGAUCUAGACAAGAUCACCAAUCCUGUGGAACGGGAAGCAGUUGAAGGAAUGAUUAAUAACUUUGGCCAGGUGCCAUCGCAGCUACUUCGGGAGCCUCAUCCUCGACGCCUCACCCAGGAUGAGACAUGUCUGAAGCUACUCCGAGCAGAGCUACGACGUCCUGAUCUCACCCAGUUCCUGGACAAAGUGGUUCAGUACUACUGCGAACUGUCGACGCCCAAAGAUCCCAUUGUCUACCUGAGUCCUCCGCGUAGUCCACCGAGAUCUUUCCUCCAACUGAGUCCCGAUGUCCUGGUCAGUGUAUCUAAGUCUAGUAUACUGGGCUGCAACUCUUGGCUGUCGUUCGACAAGGAUCAGGGAUUCCUCCUGGAAAUUGAUGCCACCACAGCUAAUCUCAAAAACCGCAAGCGAGUGUUUGGUCCGUACCAUCCCUCCCAGCCACCCCACUCCCAGCUCUUUGCGGUGAGCACUGAUGGCAAGCUGCUCUACGCCGGCGGCAUCUGGGAUAACUCCCUGCGAGUCUACAACGUCAAUAAGGGAAAGGCCUUGGCUUCGGUCACCCGCCAUCUGGACAUCAUUACGUGCAUAGCUCUGGAUAACUGCGGCUCGUAUCUGGUCACAGGAUCCCGCGACUGCACCUGCAUAGUCUGGAGCAUCCAGUCGAACCACCAGGGUGGAGGUCCCUCCACCAGCAACAUUCCGGUGCAUGCGCUGCAGGGUCAGUCGCAUCUCCAGGCCAUCACCCAGCUGAACACCCAGAAUAGCUACUCUCCCAAGCCACUGACAGUGCUGCAUGGUCACGACGAUGCCAUCUCCAGUGUGGCCAUCUACACGGAACUGGAUCUGGUGGUCUCUGGAUCGCUGGAUGGUACUGUGAAUGUCUAUACCCUGCAAGAGGGUCAAUUUGUGAGAACACUUAAGCCCAUUGGUUGCACAGAGUCCUGUGUGCAAAUAUCCUUCGUAACGGUUUCGUAUCAUGGUCAUAUUGCGUUUAGCGCCCUCGACGACACCUCGCACUCGGUGCAUGUGUACAGCAUCAAUGGAUGCAGCCUGGGCUCCAAGUACGUGUCCGGCCGGGUCACCGGACUGGCCAGUGCCUCCGACUAUCUGGUAGUGGCCGAUGACGCCGGCGACAUCACCAUGAGCAGGCUACACGGAUUGAAGCCCGUAUUUGACAUUCCCUUGCAUGUGCCCAUCCAGACGGUAGUGGUGACGCCGGGAAACACCCACAUCCUGGCACCGCUCCGCGACGGUCGUCUGGCGGUGAUCGCCGUGCAACUGCCCUCCGGGGGCAACAAGAAGCAUUCCGUGCUCAACGUUUAGAGACAGCUAGAGUGCCAGACUUUGCACUUUCACCCAUUUCCGAAUUUUAGCCCCAAUCUAGAAUAAGUUGUCCACUUUGUCAGUCUUUUAUUUUGUGUUAGAAUCCACCCUAGAUUUAGUUUGUGUGUUGUGAUUUGUCAUUAUUUCGUUUCUUGUCUACAAGAAUUUCUACACUACGUGACGUGCCAAAAGCAAAGCCUUUGACGAGCAUAUAAUUCCCAGAAAAAUGUUGACAAGUGUGUUUCUAAACAUAUUCCAUGUAGCACAGCCAGUAGAUUUAUUGCAUUCCCACAAUUUCCGUGCCAACUGAGCAGUAUUUCUUUCCACAUCGAUGUGCGUGCGUAGCUGGGAGGUGGCAGGAGGCUGGAAUACCACCUGUCCUGCGAUCGGGCCUGGGACUGGGCCUGGGCCUCCCAGGCAUGAUCGAUGGCACACUCUUCUUUGGUUAGCCGAUGAAAAUCUGAAUAAAUCAUCAAUCAUUUACGAACGAGGAGAUAUCUCUUUAAUUUUUUUGUGUGCCGGACAUGCGGCAUGAGACGGAAAGGGAGCAUGGCGGUGGAAACUGGUUGACGACGACGACGCCGCACUUGGCAAACUACUCACUGACUCACGAUCGACUUUUAAAUUGGCCCCAAAAAAAAAAAAAGCCCCAAAACUGAAAUCUUAAAGAAAAAAAUCUGCCCGGCAACAGCGGCAAGGCGAUUCAACAUCCAGCUGCUCGAGUGAUCAAGAGAAACACUUUCGUUCCACCGUACCGCCCCCUUUUCGCCUGCAGGUCCCGAAACCGAAACCAAAAAUAGAGACCAGAGAUUUUUGUCCCAUUAAGUAGAGACAACUCUUAAAUCCGAUCACAUGGUGAUCCGCAAGUCAUUAAACGAACAUUUCCAAUUGAAAGUAUUAGAGUCCGUCCACAAGAGACCCAUAGACAAUACCAGUGCCAGAAUCAGAUUCUUCCCUGAAGCUAUCCCCGAAAAUAUCCACAUCUUUCAGUAUCUUUGCAGACUCUUCGAUUUCCAAAGACAAGUGACAAUAUUGAAGGUGAAUCUUGAGUAGAUUUUUACCAAACAGUUAGUACCCUCGCUUUGUACAGCGCACAACGGGGGUCCCGAGAUUAGACUCCUCGCCCCCUAAUAAGAACAAACACCUAUAUCGAUAUCCAGCAAUAUAUAGAAUAUAUAUACAUCAUCUUUGUGUACGUAAGGGGAUCUUAAUAGAUCCCAAGUUUCGUUAUUUGUUGUUAAGAUUGUAUCGUCGUUCAAACUAACUUGUACGUAAUUGUGUGUACGCGUUUCUGUAGAUAUAUAAUGUCUAUCCCUGUAGUCCUUAGAUCCUGUCAAUAAAGUGAUGAUGAGAAUUACUAAAGACACA
This is a messenger RNA of Drosophila bipectinata, 9919 nucleotides long. RefSeq names its product neurobeachin-like protein 1. Lineage: Eukaryota; Metazoa; Arthropoda; Insecta; Diptera; Drosophilidae. Gene Ontology annotation, molecular function: protein kinase binding. Gene Ontology annotation, cellular component: cytosol; membrane. The record is from RefSeq and is a predicted model, not a curated record. Gene Ontology annotation, biological process: intracellular protein localization.